Molecule: messenger RNA, 2181 nt
Organism: Verticillium alfalfae VaMs.102
Lineage: Eukaryota; Fungi; Ascomycota; Sordariomycetes; Glomerellales; Plectosphaerellaceae
Exons: 2
Coding region: 1-2181 (726 amino acids)
Cellular component (GO): microtubule; cytoplasm; membrane
Molecular function (GO): GTP binding; GTPase activity; microtubule binding
Source: RefSeq, a predicted model, not a curated record
AUGGCGCCGUCCAUCGAUUCGGCCCUGGGCACGGCCGACAUGGCUAACGAGCAGAGGGGCCUUCUCGAGCUCAUCGACAAGCUUCAGUUCGCCCAGCUCGACAAUGUCAAGCUGCCGCAAAUCGUCGUGGUGGGCGAUCAGUCUGCAGGCAAGAGUUCGGUUCUCGAAGCCAUCACCGGCACCCCAUUUCCUCGCGAUGCGGGCGCUUGCACACGAUUCGCGACCGAGAUUCGCAUGAGGCGAUCCAACGAGCCGUCACUCACUGUCUCCAUCAUUCCUGACAAGCACCGCAACUUUUCGCGAUCAGGAGCGCCUGAAGCAAUUUCGGCGGCAUGUGGUUCCCGCACCAUCGGCGUCUUGACGAAGCCCGAUCUUUGCGAGUCGAUCGGCCUCGAAGACAAAUUUAUCGAUCUCGUCCAGAACAGAGACCAGGCCAAUUUCUUCAAGCUCGGCUGGUACGUCUUGCUGAAUCCUGGACCUCGCGACCAAGGCCAGCCCUGGCCUACUGCUCGCGAGCGUCAGGAGCGCGAGCAAGAAUUCUUCGGCCGCGGCAAGUGGCGCGCCCUGCCAGAGUCCAUGUGUGGUGUGCCGGCGCUGAAGCAGAAGCUCAGCGUCCAGCUGCAGCGUCAUAUUGGCCGCCACGUUAAGACGCUCAGGAAACAGAUCCAGACGGCGCUGGAUACUUGCGACACGGAGCUCAAGUCCAUGGGCGAAGGCAAGGACACGGUGCCCGAGAUGCGGGUUGAGCUUGUAGAACUCUUCUCGUCCUCCAAGGAGCUCGUCAUUCCCGCCGUUUACGGUUUCUACAAGAACCCUCCUCGCAAGAACUUCUUCCGCGCCACGGCCGACCCUCGAGGCACGCCCGCUCAAAACCUUCGCGCCCGCGCCAUUGAAGAGAACGAGAAGUUUUCGCAUCGCAUCCGCCAGAACGGCCGCAAAUUUGGCUUUGCCUCAUCGACCGACCCCCGCGCGCCCAACGCUGUGCCCCUCGGCGACAGCGGCAAGAAGGAGUUCGUCGCACACGAGGUCGAGAUGCUUCUGCGCCAGAUUCGCGGUUCCGAGUUUCCCAUGGACCCCAAGCCUCGUGCCGUCUACAUGCUUUUCCAGAGUUACUCGGAGAACUGGCCCAAGCUGGCCCAGGAGCACAAGGACAACCUUGGCGUCGUCUGCAACGAGUUUCUCAGUGAGGUCAUUGACUUUGCCUGGCCGCAGCGCAUGAGGGAACCGCUGCGCGCGCAGUUCCUCGAUCCCCAGAUGAGGGCCCUCAUGGCCAGUGCCCAGGAGGAGCUCGAGCGACUCACACAAGACAUGAACCUUGAGAUCCAGCCCUAUGAUCCCGAGUACGAAGAGCGCCUGCGCAAGUGGCACGUCGAGACGACAAAGGAUGGUGGCACCUACAAUGAGGCGCAGGAGGUUUUGGAGAAGAUGUUGAUCUUCUACGAGCUUGCCGCCAAGACUUUUAUUCGCAACACCAUUACGCAAGUCAUUGAGCGUCACUUGCUUCAGGGCAUGUAUGGCAUCUUCAAUUCGGUCGCCAUCAUGGGUAUGGCGGAUGAUGGCGUCGAGGCCAUCGCAGCCGAGAACAAGGAGACGCGUGACAAGAGGAUGGCACUCAAGACACAGAAGAACGCCAUUGAAGAGGCCAGAGACAUUUGCGCCAGCCUCGCCAUGCGCAAGGAGUUGCGGGCCUACGCUGAUGAAGAUCGCGACAUCGAGGAAACCUCCGACGAGGACGACGAGUCGCGCCCCCAGGAACGCCCCCAACAGCACCCACGACAAGCUACCGCGUCCUCCAACACCCAGCCUCCCCCUCCCAGGGCAUCGACAGAGGCUCAUCGCCCGGCGCGCAAGCCCACGGCACCCCAGGCUGAUGCCGUCGUGAACGGCAACUACACCCAUGCGUCGAACGGCGCGCCUCAGGGUCUGCCAACGCCCCGUGUCGAGGCACCUCGCACCCAGAGCUCGGGCGAUUGGCACAGCGAGGAGCAGCCGGUGCGGUCGGUGCCGCAUCAUGCCCCACCCCCGCCGCCGCGGCCCGAGAAGCUGAGGACGGAGGACCAGUACGGGGUCAGCCCUGUGGAGAACGGCUACGGGUCGUACGGCGCCGAGACGGAGUAUCCCCCUUCGGCGUCGCGGGACUCGAGGCGCGUUUCGGCGAAGAAGCUGUUUGGCAGGUCGUGA